AUGUCUGCUCCGCGUCCAUUGAUCCAGCUGUCGUCUAAACUGGGGCUUCUGGCCCUCGUUGGCACGAUGUUGCCACUUGAUUCCGCCGCGGGGAGAAGCACUACCAACAGUGGGGAGGGAUACAAGCUGGGAGAAGAGAUCCCAGUCUCCUGUCUGAAUCGAACAAUGGAGGGAGAACAUAUCACAGACUCCCUUGGCAAACUGCAGUACAUCCCUUUCGCAACCUGCAACGAGACCUCCCGCCCACUAGUUUUGCACUACGGCGUCUCCGAAACAAUCACCUGCACGAUUCCCUCCCUUCCCGACUCGCUCUACCACCUUUACGAAUUCUACGUGCACUCCGACGUCCCCAUGACCUGCCGCAUCCCGACAGUGCCCCUUUCCCCCUCCUCUAGCGCAUCCAAAGACCGCGCCGAAGACUCUGCCUCUGCGGAGGUCGACUCGCUCGCCGCUCUCAGCGAGAACGGCCCACCCUUUACGCCGCUCACCGUUGCGCUGCAGGGCACCCUGCAGCUCAGUCACUUGCACAUCUGGACCGACAUGAAUAUGCUACUGCACAACAUCGCCGCGGACGCAGCGGCGCAGCCGCGCCCGCGCAAUCGCCAGACUGGCCAGCCCGGGUACGCAGUCGCCGGGACAGCGUACUCGACGCCGGAGUUUGAGGCGGCCGCGGCGGCCAGGGCGGCUCUGGACGAGAACGAGCGCGCGGUCACGGUUGCGCAGGCGGCACGCGAGCCAUGGACGGCCGGCCACGGGACAAAGGUGGUGCGCGGCGAGCCGCUGACAUUCUCGUUCCACGUGGCGUGGUUGGAGGGCGGCGCAGGUAUUGGAUGGCCGGAGCGCGGAGGCUCGGAGUCCUUCCUGGAGAUGCCAGGCGGAUCGGGGGUGGGGUCCUUCUUCUCGCGUGUGUUUUUCUUUUUCCUGGCGAUGUCGGUGGGGGCGAUGGCGGCGCUGUACUGGGAGCGCAAUGGCGGCCAGUUGCGCGGCCGGGCUGGCUGGUACGGAGAUGGGAUUCUCGGCGUGCCACCAGUGAAGGGCAAAGGGACUGGAGUAACCUUUGGGGCAAGUGGCCGGUCGAAUGGGUAUGGGGGAUACUCAGCGGCUGCGAAUGGCGCGAAUGGCAAUACAGCUGGUGGUGGAGGCCAUUUUGGAUAUGGCGGAUUUGCCAGCGGGAAGAGAGAUUGA
Molecule: messenger RNA, 1185 nt
Organism: Penicillium macrosclerotiorum
Lineage: Eukaryota; Fungi; Ascomycota; Eurotiomycetes; Eurotiales; Aspergillaceae
Exons: 3
Coding region: 1-1185 (394 amino acids)
Source: RefSeq, a predicted model, not a curated record